AUGAACGGCGUGCGCAGCGGGAAACCUGGCGGCGCUCCGCCGCAGAAGCUGUUCACCUGCGCCCACGCGAACUGUGGGGCGACUUUCAGCAGACAGUGGAGGCUGAAAGAGCAUGCGUCAGUGCACACCGGAGCGCGCCCGUGUCAGUGCACAGUUGCUGGCUGUGGUCGUCGUUUCUCCAGGAAAUCCCACCUGAGCCGCCACCUGCUGCAGCACGGCGGGGUGAAGCAGUUCAAGUGCAAGCUCGCGGGCUGCACGCAGACUUUCUACAACGCGGCCAAACUGAAGAGGCAUGUGCAGUGCGCCCACGGCGACAAGGGCAAGUAUUUCAAGUGCGACCAUCCAAACUGCGUCAUGACCUUCAAAAAACGCAGAGUGUUUAAACUGCACUUAAAGGAGCACGGCGUGACGGUCAAGUUCAAGUGUACGAGGGACGGAUGUGCUGCCACGUUUGACUCCCACGUCGCCCGCAAAGCCCAUGAGAAGAAGCACGCAGGUUAUCGCUGCCCUCAUGCCAACUGCCAGGUGCUUGAAAACACGUGGGGGAAACUUCAGAAGCACAUGGCCAAACAUGCAGCCACAUUCACGUGCCAAGUGUGCAAGAAGGUGUUCAAGAAGGCGGACGCUCUGCGGAGGCACAAACGGACCCACGCUUCCCAUAAGCCCGUGCUGGUUUGUCCCAAAGAUGACUGCCUGGCCUACUUCUCUACAACCUUUAACCUGCAGCACCACAUCCGCAAGGUGCACCUCGAGCUCCUGAAAUACAGCUGCUCCUUCCCCGACUGCCCACGCAAGUUUGCUAUGAGGGAGAGUAUGACCAGACACCUUCUUCAUCAUGACCCAAGUGUCACUGCUCUGAAGAAACGGCGACGGCCAAAGAAGUCCUGGCAGAAGCGUUUGGACAGACACAAUCUGCCCCUUGUGGAGGAAAACCUGCGUCGCCUCUUCGCCCUGCGCAUGCGCAUCUCCCGACGCACCAAAGUGGAGACCAACCUCUCGGCCCUCUUCAAUGAACGCAAGAUCCCUCAUUACGUCGACCCGGAAGUCAACCUGCGCAAUCUGUUUGGUAUCAAAAAGCCUCAUCCUUUGGAGGAGAAGCCUGUGGUGGCACCAUUAAAAGGUUAAGUCGGUCCAGACCAGCUCUGCGUUGUGACUGUUAAGUUUGAACUUCCUGAAAUCUGCGCAGCCUUUUUAAGUUUGCUUUUCUUUAAUUUUUGAGAAAUUAGAAAAUGGGGUCUCCUUUAGUUGAGCUUUUCUAAAUGUAGCUGACAUACAUUAAAAUCUUAUUUGAAUGGCGC
Chelmon rostratus (copperband butterflyfish) is the source of this 1298-nucleotide messenger RNA. RefSeq lists its product as uncharacterized. Gene Ontology annotation, cellular component: nucleus. Lineage: Eukaryota; Metazoa; Chordata; Actinopteri; Chaetodontiformes; Chaetodontidae. Gene Ontology annotation, biological process: regulation of transcription by RNA polymerase II. The transcript has 9 exons. Bases 1 to 1125 code for a protein of 374 amino acids. The record is from RefSeq and is a predicted model, not a curated record.